AUGUCGAAUCGUUACGGUCAGGGUAGACAGGACAAUCACAACAACAACAACAAGGGUUUCAACAAAACUCAGAAGAAAUUUGUCCCUAAGAAUCCCACUCCAACCCUUUCAACUUCCCUAAGAGAAAACCAACUAACUGGUUCCGGUAGUAGUGCCAAUUCCUCGGGUAGGGUUCAACCGGGGGGUGUGAAUGGCAAUUUCGUGAAUUAUUUGCCACAAGAUGAAGCUGUGGCUGCUGGUUUUCGUGCGGAGGAUGGUGGAUUGGAUGCCCUUGAAUCUCAGAGAGUUGUUGAUCUUCUUAAUUCAGAGUUGUCUCGUUUGCUCAAGCUCAAACCCAAGGAAUUCUGGUCACAAGUGGCUGGUGAUACCUCUCUGCAUGAGUUUCUCAACAGCUUUCUGCAGUUUAGGAGCAGAUGGUAUGAUCUCCCUCACCGCGGGACCAGAGGGAUUGUUGCUGGUGUUAUUUUUGGAGAGCAUGAUUUGAGCCGUCGUGUUUUCAUGGUAUUAUAUCGGAUGUCUUCUAAUAGAGAUCCUGGUGCUCGACCUGCUGAUAUGCUAAGUUUGAGAGAUCAUGAAGUUCUUUUGCAGGAGAAGAAGUUGCUUGAUUUGCCAAAGUUGUUUGAUAUAUGUGCCAUAUACAAUCAUGAAAAUGAAGAAUUGACAAAAUUGCUGGUCAGAAAAGCAUUGCAUGCUCAGCCUUGGAUGCAUGAUAAUUUGACUGCAGUAACAUUUCAUUUUAUGAGCAUUGCAAGCACAAUGCACGAACGGUGCAGUUCAUCAUUGGAGGUCUUAUUUGCUUCUGGAAGUCUUGAUGACCAUAAUGCUACUUUUCUUCAAACCGAUCUUCUGGAGGUGAUGGACUUUAUAAAUGAUGCAAUUGUAUCAAUGGAUGCAUUUGUUUGUGCCUACGAACCAGCAGCUUUAUUCUUCUCUUCCCCUGUUGAGAUGAGUUACGGGAAUGAGGAUCUGCUGGGCUUCCUUGCCAGAUUGCAUGAUUUGCUAAUUCCAUCCAUGCAAAAGGGGUUCCAUAUCAUUUUCGCGGACAAACAAGAUGACACCGUCUCUAAUAUUGUGGUUAGUUUGAAGAUGUUAAGAAUGAGGUUGGCGAAGUUUGGGUGGCAACUAUUGCACUUUUGCUAUUUGAGUGACGAUGUUUUCCUAGAUAGCAUUCCUCUUCCAGCUGCCACGAAGAUGUUUCCUGCCAAUGUGGAAGACCCGGUCAUCAGAGCAGAUAUUCUGGUUCAGACAUUUAGAGACAUCAAUUCGGUAUCAUUAAGUUUCCAGGAAAUCUAUCGGAAGGACACAUUUCUUCAAGAUGUCGAAAGGAAUUUCAAUAUAUUAAGCAGGAUUGAGGGAUUAAAGCAUAAUGGAUGGAUAAUUUUUGACGAUGAACAACUAAAAUAUAUAUCUGGGAUUUUGAGUUCUCCGAAGGAGAUUAAUAAGGAAUCAUACUCUGCAAAGAUUGCUGUGCCGAACCAAACAGUGCAGAUGGAUGAAGAGGCUGUGGUUCUAGAGUCAAAAAUCAGUCAAAUCAGGGACCUGUUCCCUGAUUAUGGUAAAGGGUUUUUAUCUGCAUGUCUCGAGGUCUACGACCAGAAUCCAGAAGAGGUUAUUCAAAGAAUUUUAGAAGGAACCCUUCAUAAUGAUCUGAUGUGCUUAGAUACUUCAUUAGAGAUGGUGCCACAGUCACAAGCCAAGUCCACCACUGUUAGCGGGAAAGAUAAAGGAAAAGGUAUACUAAUUGAUUCAACGUCAGUGUCCUCAAAUACAAAAGUUUAUAGUGGGAAGAACCAGACACAAGGGCCACUGAUGCCAUCAUCUGCUCCAGUUGGAAAAUUUGUGAGGAAAUCUAGAGCCGACACGCCUGAUCCAAGUAUUUUGGACAAUAACGAUGAGAAAGAUGCAUCGAGAAUUUUACAAUAUGAAUACGAUGAUGAGUAUGACGACUCUUUUGAUGACUUGGGUCUAAGCGUAGCGGACUCUGGAGUAGAAGAAAAUGAAAUACUUGGCGACGAUGAAAUAAACGAAAAAUCGGGUAGACCGAGGGCAAUAGGGUCUGGAAACUCAAUCCAAAAUGCCUCUAAUACAAAAUGGGGGUCCAGGAAAGCGCCACAGUACUAUGUCAAGGAUGUUAAUGAAGCUCAAAAGGAAAUGAUACAUGGUCUUGGACGUGGCGGAAACCUUCCUCUUGGUGCGGUACAGAAGUUGGCAGAUUCUUACAAGGGAGGUGGUAACCAGUUCCAUGUUUCUGAAACAGAAGGGAGAGGGAAUAGCAGUGGCAGGGGAAAGAGAGAAGGAGGAAAACAAAUUGAACAUAAUCAACAGCAGGGAAAACAAUCUGAUGUUUCUGAAGCAGAAGGGAGAGAUCAGGGUCCAAAUAACAGGGGGAGAGGGAGAGGGAGAGGGAGGGGAGGAGGUAGAAACAACCAUUACAGGAAGGACCAAGCCAUGAAGAAGCAUUUCUCUGGAUUGAGUGGUUUUUGA
Molecule: messenger RNA, 2484 nt
Organism: Vicia faba (fava bean)
Lineage: Eukaryota; Viridiplantae; Streptophyta; Magnoliopsida; Fabales; Fabaceae
Source: the annotation of a GenBank genome assembly